Molecule: messenger RNA, 352 nt
Organism: Periconia digitata
Lineage: Eukaryota; Fungi; Ascomycota; Dothideomycetes; Pleosporales; Periconiaceae
Source: the annotation of a GenBank genome assembly
GCUUGAGUGCUACAUGGACUAUUACAUGUAUUCAUAUGACAUGUCAGGCAUGGAGCCGCAGCGCCACAGCACGUCUCCACCGCGGUCGUCAGCAUCACUAUCAGGCACUGGCCAAAAUAGAACAAUGCCGAUGUAUCCCAUGCCCGUCAGCUCGUUGCUUGGUGGUUUUUCUUCCGUAUGCUACCAGAUCCAGCCAAGCUACAGCACCAAUACCGACAACACUGGCUGGCUGAAUGCAUGUACUAUCCAUCCUUCCCCAGCCCUUCUGGUGGUCUGCAUCGUAUACGUGCUUAAGCAUUUAUAUGCGUACAUCAAUACCAAGACCGCAGCAACACCCUCACGUAGUAUAUAG